Messenger RNA from Triticum aestivum (bread wheat), 2242 nucleotides. RefSeq names its product sister chromatid cohesion 1 protein 3-like. Gene Ontology annotation, cellular component: cohesin complex. NCBI's taxonomy places the organism in Eukaryota, Viridiplantae, Streptophyta, Magnoliopsida, Poales, Poaceae. The record is from RefSeq and is a predicted model, not a curated record. The coding region runs from base 154 to 2094 and encodes 646 amino acids. The transcript has a single exon. Gene Ontology annotation, biological process: sister chromatid cohesion; replication-born double-strand break repair via sister chromatid exchange. Gene Ontology annotation, molecular function: chromatin binding; protein binding.
CAUAGUCCGGCACGGUUACAAAUAACUUCCACCCAUAAACCAAUCCCAAUCCCGUCUCGUCUUCCUGCCCGCCAUCUCUGCCGCCGCGGCGACCAAACCCUAGCCCGCCCCCGCCACACCACGACAGCCCGCGCGCCCUACUCCGCCGCGGCAAUGUUCUACUCCCACUCCGUCCUGGCUCGGAAGAGCCCGCUGGGCACGGUGUGGAUCGCCGCGCACCUGGAGCGCAAGGCCAUCAACCGGACGCAGAUCGACGGCGUCGACGUCCGCUCCUACGCCGAGUCCAUAAUGGACCCCGAGGUCCCCAUCGCGCUCCGGCUGUCGGCGCACCUCCUCCUGGGCCUCGUCCGCAUCUACUCGUGGAAGGUGAACCACCUCUUCCAGGACUGCAACCGCAUGCUGAGCGCCAUCAGGACCGCCGCCGCCUUCGCCCCCGCGCGGCCGGAUAUCGACCUGCCGCCCGACGCCGACCGCGCGCCCUUCGCGGCCAUCUCGCUGCCGGCGACCUUCAGCCUGGACGACUGGAACCUGGACGACGCGAUCCUUCUGAUUGAGUCGCCGGAUAACCACCGGAGAGCCGCCGAUGAGAUCACCUUGCCUGCAGAACAGUAUGUGAUGGUCACCCUUGAUGAGGACGGGCCUUCUCCUGCCUGUCGGUCCUUGCGCUUUGAGCCUGAGCCACAAGAGGAGGGAACAUUCCCUCCGUUUCCAGAGGAUGCGGUUUCUGUAGAUCUUCCGCCCCAGGACAGUUUUCAUACCAAUGGGAACCAAGAUUCACCGGAAAUAUUGCGUCGAGCGCCCGAUAGUGUGACAAGGUUUACUGAUGGCUCUGGCAGUGACCCCAUGGACGAAGAUCCGUCGCCGUUCAUAGAAAAGGUUACCACACCACCGGCAAUGCACCCAUCUUUAUCCCCUGUUAGAGGAUCGUCUUUCCCUGGGACAUCCAUUCCAGACCUACCAACAGGUGUCAGCCAUGAUCCUAUUCCUAUGGAAGAAGAUGAAGAACCAGUCGGCACUGGAACCCUGGUACCAGCUGCAGCAUUUAUCCUUGAACCAUCUCCACCUCCAGUUCAAGGUAACAAGAGAAGGAGAACGCAGAAUAAUGCACAAGUGAACCCGAGAAUCGACGAAAUAGUAGUGCUCCCCAACGACGAUAUGAGGUCGCAAGUCGAUGGCGAUAACUUGCAAAGGCUGGUCCGCAGGAGGAAGCCACUACCCCAUACAGCACUGGAUACGUGGAGAUUCAACAGGAUAAGGCAAAAGGACAGCUUACUCUCUGAACCUUUGGUACAAGGAAUGUGUACCGACCUUCAGAAAGCUUACGAGAGGAACUACCCUCGUGUGAGUGACUCUCAUGCUGAUGCUGAUGCUGCAAAGAUUGUUGACGGGGAUGCACCUCCAAGAAAUGCAGAUACACAUGAGCCUGAGCCUCACGUGACCCCAAUGUCUUCACAGGAGCCUGAACCUCACGUCACCCCAAUGUCUCCUGUAAACGGAGAAGCAACGCCAUUUGAUACGACACCUGAGCUCCCUCGGUUCUCUCUGCAAAUGGAUCUAUCUCCAGUAAGAGAAGAAGAUGACAGUCCUUUCAUCAAAACUCCUGCAGGUAGAAAUGGAACCCCAGGGUCUGGACUCGGAGGAACUGGUGCUACUGCUACUGCACCGCCAACACAUGGCAGCGAUGCAACGCCUGGACAAAACACUCGUGGUUCUGAUCCUAACGGGUCUCAGUUCCCUUUCGGCGACGACUACCUAGAUGAACAUCUGCCAGAGAUUCCAGUGCUCAUGAACACCCCUAGCGUGAUGUCCAGCGCAGAUACCGGCGCCACGGGACAGAGCAGCAUGUCUACUAGGACAAGGGCUGCCGCCAAGUUCUACAAAGGCAUGAUGUCCUCAGCCACAUCAGAGGAUCAGCAGCGAGGGAAAUUCAGUUUGAGCAUAAUCUUGGACGGGAGGACAAGGAAGCAAGCUGCAAGCAUGUUCUUCGAAACGUUGGCCCUGAAGAGUUACGAUUAUAUCGACGUGUAUCAGGAAGAGGCGUAUGGUGACAUUUCAGUUUCUGUUAGACCCUCGCUCUCGAGCGCCAAACUUUGAAUACCUAAAUUGGUUUCUCUUAAGUUUAGUGUUUCGAUGUACCGUAACAGUGUCUUAGGCAUACGGCAUACCAGUGUGUGGAUAUUGCCAUGUUAUUUACACCUUAUCCUAAUCUUCCUGUAAUAUUUGCCGUGUAUCUCCAUUUGUG